Staurois parvus is the source of this 1263-nucleotide messenger RNA. The record is from the annotation of a GenBank genome assembly. NCBI's taxonomy places the organism in Eukaryota, Metazoa, Chordata, Amphibia, Anura, Ranidae.
AUGCAAUGUUCUUGGAAGGCUGUCCUCUUACUAGCGCUGGCCUCUAUUGCUAUCCAGUACACAGCCAUCCGAACCUUUACAACCAAAUCCUUUCAUAUGUGUCCGGUUCCCAACCCGAGCAAUUGUAGCCUGGGACAAGAACCCACAGACUCUCCUGAUCGGUUGUGUGAAGAUGGCCAACCUGUAACUUUUAACAUCUCGAGGAAAACUCAUAUCCUCAUCUUGGCCACCACCCGAAGUGGGUCCUCUUUUGUUGGUCAACUGUUCAAUCAACAUUCGGAUGUUUUCUACUUGUUUGAACCACUCUAUCAUGUUCAGUACACGCUAAUCCCCAAAAUGACCCAGAGUAAAAGCCCUGCUGAAAGGAGAGUGAUGUUGGGAGCUAGCAGGGACCUCUUAAGAAGCCUUUAUGACUGUGACCUUUAUUUCAUGGAAAACUAUAUUAAGCCACAACCAGUCAAUCACACCACAGAUAGACUGUUCCGAAGGGGUGCAAGUAAAGCUCUCUGCUCUGUCCCGGUUUGUGAUGCCCUGGGCCCCACUGAUAUUUAUCUAGAAGAAGGAGACUGCAUUAAGAAAUGUGGGAGCCUGAAUUUGACUCUGGCAAUGGAGUCUUGCAAAGACCACGGUCAUGUUGCUAUAAAAACAGUCCGGGUUCCUGAAGUUAAUGACUUAAGAGCGUUGGUAGAGGAUCCCCGCCUUAAUUUAAAGGUGAUUCAGUUAGUGAGAGACCCACGAGGCAUAUUGGCUUCCCGUAGUGAGACCUUCAGAGACACUUACAGGCUAUGGAGGAUCUGGAGGGCUACUGGUCGCAGACCAUACAAUUUAGACUCAACACAGUUGACCACAGUUUGUGAGGACUUCUUGAACUCUGUGUCAACUGGGUUUAGCAGGCCACCAUGGCUAAAGGGGCGCUACAUGCUCUUAAGAUAUGAAGAUCUGGCUAGAAACCCUAUGAAGAAGAUGGAGGAAAUCUAUGAAUUUGUGGGUAUACCACUGGAUGUCAAUGUGGAAAGAUGGAUCUUGAACAAUACUCGGGGUGACCAGUCUUCUGCCAAACACAAGUAUGGCACAGUAAGAAACUCUGCAGCCACAGCUGAAAGCUGGAGGCUGACCUUGUCCUAUGACAUUGUAGAGUUCACCCAGAAUGCCUGUCGACAAGUAUUAAGCCAACUUGGCUACAAAACUGUGGGUUCUUCCCAGGACUUGAGGAACCUUUCCUACAGCCUCAUUGAGGACAGAUCUUUUACACCUUUUUUGUAA